This is a messenger RNA of Rubroshorea leprosula, 1041 nucleotides long. NCBI's taxonomy places the organism in Eukaryota, Viridiplantae, Streptophyta, Magnoliopsida, Malvales, Dipterocarpaceae. The record is from the annotation of a GenBank genome assembly.
AGUCUUAAUGUUGAUUCUCAUUACGUGAAUCAUGCAGUCAAUACUUCUCAACAAACAGCAAUGACGGGUACAAGGUCAGCACCUGCUUCAGGGUAUAGGUUGAGGCCUAUUUGGGAAGUUCCUCCUCAGAAUUCUAAAACCCCACCUCUAAAGAGUUUUAGACUAACUAAAGAACUGGUUGAGCAAAGGAUCAAAGAUAAUGUCAUCAUAGUCACCUUUGGUAACUUUGCUUUUAUGGAUUUUAUCCUCACUUGGGUUAAGCAUUCGACUGAUCUUGGCAUUUCUAAUCUUCUAGUUGGUGCCAUGGACACCAAACUUAUGAAUGCCUUGUAUUGGAAAGGUAUUCCAGUUUUUGAUAUGGACAGCCACAUGAGCACAGCUGAUAACCCAUUUCCAUAUCUUGCUCGAUACCCUGAUGCAGAUGUCCUAACUUCAAGUGAUCAAGUUGUGGCAACUGUCACAGAUGACAGAUUGGACAUCUGGCAACAGGUUAGAGCUCCCUACAAUAUUGGAAUUUUCCGCUGGAGACCAACAGAGCCUGCAAAAAAAUUAGCAAAAGAAAGGAAAGAUAUGCUUUUAGCUCAUGAAAAGAUCUGGGAUCAGAUUGGAUUUAAUAAUCUUGUACUCAGGCAGUUAGGACCAUCUGUAGAUGGGGACAGUGGACUUGCAUGUGCUUCUGAUGGAAAUCUCAAACUGGGAAUUUCGCCAGCAAGUAUAUUUUGUAAUGGACAUACAUUUUCUGUUCAGGCCAUGCCUCAACAACUGAGGAUGGAACCAUAUGCUGUGCAUACCACAUUCCGGUAUGCUGGUACAGAAGGAAAUCGUCACAGAUUGAGGGGAGGAAGGUUUUUCUUUGAUCCACCUGAAUAUUAUGAUGCCCCAGGUAAUGUUUUGCUAAGGCUUCUCCCUUGAUUUGAUGUACUUUAAACAUUCACAUUAUUCUCACAAAUGUGAUUUAUCUGAAGUGUGCUUUUGUCUGGGAAAUAUUGAUUUUCUUUAGGAGAAUUGUUUUAUGCUGAGGAAUAAAACUCUAUAAUAUGC